This is a messenger RNA of Cladocopium goreaui, 369 nucleotides long. The record is from the annotation of a GenBank genome assembly. NCBI's taxonomy places the organism in Eukaryota, Dinophyceae, Suessiales, Symbiodiniaceae.
AUGAACAUACGGGAGAGGCACAUCAAGAGGUGCAAAGGAACCAGAAAGUGGCUGUUCGCAUGGGAGAUGGACCAGCGUUUUGGGGCACAAAUAGGCGAGCAAAUGAGGGUUCGCAAAGAGGAAAAUGCUGAACUCUCACAGCGAGAGAUCAGAUACCACCCAGAGUUGGACAAGACGGAGGACUCGAAACAAUUUUUGACUUUGGUUGAUGACGCAGAAGAUGAAUCACAUGAGGAAGAAUUGGAGCGACUUUUCCAAUGUAUUGAUGACAGCGACGAUAGUAGCAGUUCCAACUCCGAAAGCAAGCGUAAGUCGAAGAAGAAGAAGUCUCAAAAGCAAAGCACCCCACCCAAGGCAUCAGCAAGCUAG